Molecule: messenger RNA, 1556 nt
Organism: Drosophila guanche
Lineage: Eukaryota; Metazoa; Arthropoda; Insecta; Diptera; Drosophilidae
Exons: 3
Coding region: 122-1168 (348 amino acids)
Source: RefSeq, a predicted model, not a curated record
AACGCGUUAAAAUUGUUUGUGGACACUUCGCAUCUUUUUGUGGCGUCGGAUUUUAUAAUUUACGAAUUGGGGCAAUAAAUACAAUAUUCUCUGCGUGCAUUAACCGUUUUUUGAAAGCAAAAUGGACCGAAGAAAGAAGCGCACAUCCUCGGAACAGUACCAGAUGUACAUAGACAUGAUGGAGGCGGACCCAAUUUUCGCCACCGGACGGGUGCCGCGCGAUUAUGAUCUUAACUAUUUGACAAAAAAGUGGAAGGAGCUCUCAGACCGGCUAAACAAAUGCAGCUCGGGGCCCACACUCACACCCGAGGAGUGGCGCAAGCGACUGAACGAUUGGAAGAACACGACAAGAUGCAAGUACAGACGCAGCCUCAUGGCCACCGAGAAGGACAUAUCGAUGACGAUGCUAGAAAACAGAGCACUCGAUCUGUUUGGCAAGGUGCCCUCAGCCACGGGCGAGCCGCUGCUGAAUCUGAAGUCCGAGAAGGACGACGGCGACGAUGAGAUGGAGGACAUUGGACAGCGCACAUCGGCCGCUUUCCAAAAGGAACUGCAAGCCGCCGUCGAGGAGGCCAUUAACGAUGAAGUAGACGACGAGGAUAUGCUCGAGGAACACGUCGAACAGGAGGAUAUUAUCGACGAGAAUCUGACCGACAACGGCGGUGCCAUUGAGGGUUCGAAUGCUGCCACAACCGCCGUAAAUACGGGCGGUGGCACUUACCGCACCAUCGUCGUGGACAACACAUCGUUUGAGCACGUGGAAGAGCCGCAUCCCGUUGAGUUUGUGGCCGCCCGUCGUACGCCUGCUUCCAGCAAUUCCAGCGUCCAUGCAGUCAUCAAUUCCGGCGCUGUCGUUGAAACCAAGCUCAUCAAUGGCGAACUGCCCGUGAAGCGAUUGCGCACCCAGACCCGGCCCGAUCAAAUCAUCUACCAUGUCCAAAAUGCGCCGCGUUGCAUUUCAAACAAACAGGACGUGCCGCCGCUGCUCAGUACGAAGGUGGAGCGGGAUAGCACACCAUUGAGCGCUGCACUGAGCAGCCAGGAUGGCCAGCAGAUAGCCCAUCAGCUGAAGCGUCUGGCCGACAUCAACUACGAGACACUGCAGUUCGAGAUCGCGCGAUUCAAGUUCAAUAAUCCGGGUUUCCAAUACAAUCCGCCGUCCUUAUAGUCCGCCAUGCAUCAGUAGACGCAAGAGGCGGCUCAGAAAUCCCGGCAACAGCAAAGAAACAAACAAACGUCAGUUGCAGCAUUCUCAGCAGGGUGGAGUCGUGAGUGCUAGUAGCUCUGCUCUGCUAACAGCAUAACUUAUAGUAGCCAGAUUAGAUUAAAGUUUAUUUAGAGACUUCUAUUGCAAAUAUACAAUAUCAUAUUUCUCUUUUAUACACCAUUCAAGCCACACACUCACACACACUCACACAUGUGUGUAUGUGUAUGUAGUACGUGGCACGCCUGAUAGGAGCAGAGCGUGCUGCAAGUACAUAUAAAUUGGACAAAGUAAUUUUAAUCGUGUUGUAUGUAAAUGUAAAGAAUAAAGUUUACCAAUGAUAAAUACGCAA